AUGGCUAACUGGCGCGGUGACCGACCUUUUGCCUCCAUACAUAAUAUCUUGAAGAUGCUACUUUCGCCACACUCGUCCAACAAACCUACCCACGAGGAAACUGACAUGGUUGAGGACGUCGAUGAACCUCCCGAUCAUCGUUUCCUCCGCUCCUCCCACAUCGCCGCUGAGGAAGACCUGGUCUACGUCAAGGCCCCCGCCGCCAUGAAGGACCAAAAGGAAUCUCUCCUCACCCGUGCGCUCAAGAACAGCCCCGAGUUGAGCCCCUCCAAGCAACCUCCCACGCACGACUCUACCUACUCCUACCGAUCCUACCCAUACAGCAAUGUCAGCGGCAUCUCGACAGCCGAAUUGACCAGCGAUGGUGGCCUGACAAGUCCGUCUUUGUCUGAUGCUGCUAGCCCCCCGCUUCCUAUUCAGUUCGCCAGUAGACCUGUGCCUGCAAGAAAGCCUGUGCCUUCGAGAGUGGCUGUCGCGGAGAACGGUGAAUCGACUGUUGAGGCCAACCUCGGACGCAAGCGCUGCAUUAGCUUUGCCUGUGGCCGCAAGGUCGAGGACAAGAAGGAACAAGCACAGCCGGCACAGCAACAACAAUCGACUACGAAGAAAACAACUCCCGAACCUACGUCUGAGCCAGCCAAGCGGAAAACAGUCCUCACAUUUGUUUGCCCAGCACGUGACCCCGAGUCUCGACGGGAACGGUCUCCUGGUCGUGCACCUGCUCUUAGGUCGCGACUUCGUGGGUCGCCGGCUCCUGUCGCUCGCAAGGCUUCUCCCGAGAAGCAGGCACCUUCGCCACUCAGCAUUCCCGAACAGAAGACCCCAACUGAACGGAAAGGUAUCCCGACAAGCGGCCUUGGCAAGUUCGAAGAGUCGGAGGAAACACGCUUCCACGAAUUUGCUAGCUCUCUCGAAGAGGAUGACUGGGUUACCAAGGCUGGCGAGUAUACCGGAAAAAUUACGAUGAACGACUGUAUGAAGAAGGAAAUCGCGAUCAGAAAGCUGGGCGAGGAAGCCGAAGAAGAGGCUCUAGAUGACGACGACGAGGAGGAUGACGAUGACGAGGACGAUGAAGAUGACGAUGCGGAAGAUGCUAUCGACGAUGACGAGACUGUCCAUGAUCUCUCUUCGGACGAUGGCAACGAGUCCGACAACGAGGCUGGUUUCGCCGAAUCGGAUGAGAGCGAUGAUGGAUCGGACUACGAGUUUUGGGCACCAGCUACGACCACCGCUGCUACCAGCCCGCAGACUAUUGACGUCACUCGUCACACCCUCGACCGUCGGCUAUCGAACACUUCAUUCGAUUCGCUCAACGAUGGCUCCCGCCAGCAAAUGCCUCCUGCAAUCUGCUGGCAAGGGAAUGAUCGCCGCCCCUCCAAGGGGUCCAAGAUCCGCCCCGGUACUCCCAACCUGCCGGACAGCACAGACUUUGUGUGCGGGACAUUGGACGAAGAUCGCCCGCUGGAAGCCGCCUACAAAUCUUGCAUUGAGCAGCGUCGUCUGUCGAAACAGAUCGUGAUCCCCCAGGACAUCGAUCCCAGCUUUCCGACAUCGGACCCUGAGGACAACGAUGACGAGGAGGAUGAUGAGGAGUCUGUGCCUAUCACGCAUCUUGCAGAAGAGGUGAUCCGAGGCAGAGCGCCCGGGCAGGCACGCAAGCCUUCUCCACACCCUUCUCCCAAGCGCAUGCACUCUCCACCUCCUCGCCGCCAAGGUCGCUCAUCCCCCAAGCGCCUUCGGUCUCCACCUCCCAUGAAGCUGAGAUCUUCUCCCACCCCCAAACGGGACUCGGUGGAUGAGGUCCCCGCUCUCCGCCCUCAGGGUCUCAACAUCAGCGAAUUGGUUCAACGGCCACCCAUGGUCCGCACCAAGUCGCUUCCUCGUACCCCUAAUCCCUUCUUCACCGGCUUGGACAAGUCUCAUCAGUGGUCGGGCAUCACCCCCUUGAGAGAGUCGCCUGAGCGCGAACAUUCCCGCACUCGCGAAGUGCACACUCGAGGCCCCAUGGAUAUUGUUGAGGGUCUUGAGAAAAAGCGUCAGAAGAGAAAGGAAAAAUUCUGGCGUCAACAUUGCCGCAAAGCUGCCAAGGAGCAGAUGGAACGGCGUCCAAUCCCCGGAAAAGGAGCCGAACGGAUGAAGGAGCUUGGCCUCGAAGUUGCUGAGAGGUGCAGAGCUUAUGGUGUCGGCCAAGACACCCAGCUCGUCCUAUCCGUUUAG
Messenger RNA from Aspergillus wentii DTO 134E9, 2217 nucleotides. Its product is annotated as DUF2457 domain-containing protein. The transcript has a single exon. The record is from RefSeq and is a predicted model, not a curated record. NCBI's taxonomy places the organism in Eukaryota, Fungi, Ascomycota, Eurotiomycetes, Eurotiales, Aspergillaceae. The coding region runs from base 1 to 2217 and encodes 738 amino acids.